AUGGGGAGUAGCGAAGCAUCGGGCACAACUAGCGACUCUGAAGAUGUCGACAGUUUAGACAAGCUGCGCUGGUGGCAGAAAGCAAGCAUAUACCAGGUGCUCAUCCAGAGCUUCCAAGACACAAACGGAGAUGGCAAGGGGGACCUUCGCGGAAUCGUGGAGCGGCUCGAUUAUUUCGUCGCACUGGGUGUCGAUGUCAUAUGGAUCUCUCCAAUCUAUGAAUCGCCCAUGCGUGAUAUGGGGUAUGAUAUUAGUGAUUAUCGCAAAGUCAACUCUAUUUUCGGCACGAUGGAAGACAUGGAGUUGUUGGUCCACGAAACACAUUACCGUGGUCUGAAGAUCAUUCUCGAUAUCGCCUUGAAUCACACUGCGGACACGCACGAAUGGUUCCAAACCUCCAGGCGUGCUCGCAAGAACCCUCAUCUCGGAAAGCGAGAUUGGUAUUUCUGGAGCCCAGGAAAGCUGGACGAACAAGGGAAGCAGAUCCCGCCAAAUAACUGGGAGAGCACUUUCGCCGGAUCAACAUGGGAGUUUGACGAAGAAGCCGGCGAGUUCUAUUUGCACAUAUUCGGGAAAAGCCAACCCGAUCUGAACUGGGACUGUGAAGAAGUUCGACAAGAGCUAUACAGUGUACUAAGAUUCUGGCUGGACAAAGGAGUUGACGGUUUCCGGCUGGACACGAUGAAUCUCGUGUCUAAAACUUCUGAAUUCCCCGAUGCUCCAAUCUCCAAGUGCGGGAGUACGUGGCAGCCAGCCAAUUAUCUAUUUGCCAACGGACCACACAUCCAUGAAUAUCUGCAAGAAAUGUACGAGCAGGUUUUCGCACACUAUGAUGCCGUGACAUUGGCCGAAAUGUCUUGUGGAGUCACCCCACGCCAAGCAGUCCAGUAUACGUCGAAGUACAAGCCUCGGCCGGAACUCAACCUCAUAAUCCAAUUUCAGCAUGUCGAGCUGGAUUGCCACGAUGGAGACAAAUGGAUGCUUCGGGAAUGGGAACUCCCAGAAUUGAAACGGGUCAUAGCGGAGUGGCAAGAGACUUUGGUCAACAACGGUGGCUGGAACACGGUCUGGAUGGAGAACCAUGAUCAGCCGAGAGGCAUCUCUCGGUUCACCACCAAUAGUCCGCGCUUCCGGGCGCUGUGUGCUAAAAUGUUGGCUCUAUGGCAGUUCACGCUGCAGGGAACGAACCUCAUAUUUCAAGGUCAAGAGCUGGGAAUGGUCAAUCCCGGUACCUUUUCGGAGGACAUGAAUCAGGAUAUCGAAACAAUUCAAUAUUGGAAUGAGGCAUGUGAACAUGCGGGUUCAGGUGAGGCCGACAAAUUGGAGCUUGCAAAGAAAGCAAUCAUCCAGAAAGGCCGAGACAAUACCCGUAUCCCGUUUCCUUGGACAGACGAUCCGCACGGCGGGUUCUGUGAGCCAGCUGCGAAGCCAUGGAUUCCAGCCGUCAAUCACGAGAGCGAAUGGUGUGGGAGCCAUCAGCAGCGCUGUCCCGAAUCAGUGUGGUCCUUCUACCGGUCCAUGAUCACACUGCGCAAAUCCAAUCCAACUCUAUACCAUGGGUCCUUCGAAGCCCUAGACCUCGAUAAUCCCCUCAUCUGGGCCUACAAGCGGCAAUCCAAGCAUGCAUGCUACCUGACGGUGCUCAACUUCAGUCCCGGCGCAACUUCGUGGAGCUAUGUGGACCACGGUGUGGACUUGUCGCUUCCUAAGAUGCUCAUCUCGAAUCACCAGACGUGUGAGACAAAUUCGACCCCGGAUAUCAUUCUACUGCGGCCAUUUGAAGGGCGGCUGUACCAGCUUAGUUGUGACUCGCAGUAG
This is a messenger RNA of Penicillium lagena, 1818 nucleotides long. Its product is annotated as glycoside hydrolase family 13 protein. Lineage: Eukaryota; Fungi; Ascomycota; Eurotiomycetes; Eurotiales; Aspergillaceae. The transcript is spliced from 10 exons. Gene Ontology annotation, biological process: oligosaccharide catabolic process. The record is from RefSeq and is a predicted model, not a curated record. Gene Ontology annotation, molecular function: alpha-amylase activity. Bases 1 to 1818 code for a protein of 605 amino acids.